AACGCUUGAGCUUCGAGGUUUGGGAGUUAUAAGCUUUUAUUAGGCCCGAGCUCUUACUUGAGCUCUCUAUGAGGCCCGAGUCUAAUAAAAAAUAAAAAAAUAAAAGAAGAGAAGAAGAUCGUCAAAAGCUUGAGUCGUUAAGGUUCUGAACCUUCUUUGAGCGCAAACCUUUAACGCCUGACUGUUUAUUUCAGUUUUUGUUGAGGUACAGUCUGCACUCAGUUAUAAUCUCUAUAUUUGGAGAUAACUAAGUUUAGCCUUAACUUGACUUGGGCGUUUAGCUUGAGUCUUAAUAGCAUUAAUUUUUGCGAGAUUAUAAGGUUCGAAGGUCGUCAAUACUAGUCUUCUAAUAACACUAGUUAAGUCCAUUUUCUGACCAGUUUGAGAUGCUUUGUCGAUGGUUAUCCAUUAUUUACUGGACACCUUGUAUACGAUAAAAUCUUUUUGCGAAACAUAUCCAAAAUUCAAUCCACAGCCAGUUUAUAAGUUUAUUGAAUUCUUUCUAUAGUAGUAGUAUUUCAUAAACUGGCAACAUGUAUUUAAGACCUAAAAAAAGAUAUCUAUACUCUGGCAAAUAGUGUUGGUUAAGGGACUCGACUCGGGACUUAAGACUCAGAAGUUUUUUAAGCUCUGAGUCUCGUAAAAACACAUCGAGUUCUUCAAUUUAGACUCAAAAGACUCGAGUUCCUACCAACACUACUGACAAACCACUGUCAGUAGAAAAAGGUGCGAAAUUAAAAUUUUUGACUUUAGGUCAGGAAGCCUUUUCACCUAUUUUUUUUUAUUUCCCGCCUUUUUCUGUGAAGGAAAUGGCUUGCCAAACUAUAUAUCCUAUAUUAUUCACCGCAUCUUAUGACAAAAAUAAUCUUGUUUGUUUUAUGAAUGUUUUUUGCUUAUGAUCUGAGGCUGUUAUUGUUUGUCCUUGUCUCAUUUUUUAUUCCUCACCUUAAAUUUAAGGCAACAAAUAAUCCAACCAAAUUACGUACGUUACGUUGUUUUUAGUAUGUUGUCAGAUGCGUAGCAUCUCUAUAUAGUUUGUGGUUGUCAGGGAAUGUUAAAAAGUGUUUUUAAUUUUGUCGCGCUGCGUAUAUUCUGUCUCUGUCCCUUACGGGCGCACGCGUAUACUCGUAGCUCAUUUAUAGCAUCAUACCAUCUAUGCAAAUCUCUGCAAAUAACCGUAUUUUCAAAAAUAUGUCAUGUCAAUUGUCAAAUACAAUUUUGACAUUUUGUUGUAUGCAUGAGGAGCUGUGAAAUAUUUUGUAUGUUAUUUUAAUUAAUUUAUUAGAAAUGAAUGGUGCACUUCAAGUAUUAAAUUAGAUAGUUUAAAAUUAAGGAACCACGAUGAAUCUGGGAGACCCGGAGCUGGAAUUAAUAGAUCCUACGCCGAACGUACAUGCAUUGUUCACCCAGUUCGAUAGGACAUUCUUUUGGGCUAAACUUGCAAGCAGAGCAGUUGUCCGUUGGAGUAAGCGGAUGUAUUCCUGCGCUGGUAUAUGCUCCUAUGAAGGCAGGGGAGGCCUUUGCGACAUAGCUCUCAGUGAGCCUCUGCUGAAGCUACGCCCUCGCAAAGACCUCGUGGAGACAUUACUGCAUGAAAUGAUCCAUGCAUACCUGUUCAUCACACAGCGGGACCAAGAUCGGGAUGGCCAUGGCCCAAACUUUAAGGAGCAUAUGUACAGGAUCAACAUGGCAGCUGGGAUCAAUAUCAGCAUUUAUCAUGACUUUCAUGAUGAGGUUAAACUGUACCAGACUCAUUGGUGGCGUUGCAAUGGGCCCUGCCAGUUAAGAAAACCCUACUUCGGAAUUGUGCGGCGAACUGCGAACGUCGCUCCCGGGCCCAGAGACCGAUGGUGGACUCAGCAUCAGAAGAGUUGUGGAGGUACAUUCAUAAAAAUCAAAGAGCCAGACAAAAAUAACAAGAAAACGCCAGUAGCCCAACCUAAAGGUGAUAUUACUAAGUAUAUAACUAGUAAUAAGAAAACUACAACUGGGGACCCAAAAAUUGUUCAAAUAACUGAUAUUAAAUCUAGCACACCUCAAGCUCAAACAAAAUCAAACAAUUCAAGUACAAUUGUGGUGACUCAGAAAGAUGUUAGUAAUCCUCUAAAUAAACCAGCAGUAAAGCCGCCUUCUUUUGUUAUUGGUAAGUAUUAUACUAUCGGAGGAACUAGCACUAGAGUCCGAUCUAAUUCCGUUGAUGCUGCUGAAGCAGUCAGAAACGUUUGGGCUAAAAAACAAUUGACGCAAAGUAAUGUGUCACCCAAUGCUGCUGAAACGGUCAGAAAUACUUGGGCUAAGAAACAAUUGACACCUGCUUCAGUUUCACCCAUUGCUGCUGUUAAAGAAAAAAAUAUCAAUCAUGUCCAAAAGCCAAAUACUCUAAAUAUUUUUCCUAAGAAAGCAUCAACUAAUAUGAACAAUAAUGAUCUCAAUAAAAAGGUAACCAAACAUAAGACUCAUUCUGAACAUGUUGAUUCUCCGCCCGGAAAAGUAAAAAAGAUCGAUGAUUACUUUAAGAAAAAUGCGACGUCCUUGCUUAAAGAUAUUUAUGGCACCAAUAUUGAAGUGGUAGAAUCCAAUAGUAAUAAUAAAUUGGUUGCUGUUAAUAACACUAGUAGCAGCAGCUCACACACUGUCCGAGUCGAGUGUCCUAUAUGCGGAUUGAAAAUAGAGGAACAAAAUAUAAAUAACCACUUAGAUGAAUGUUUAAAUAAAGAUUUAAUAUCUAAAAUCUGCAGCGGGAAUGAAACGGCAGCAACAUCCCUAGUUAAAACAAAGCCAGUUCCGUUAGAUAAUAAUAAGGAUCUACUAAAUCCUACAGUUGGGAAUAUAGUAUCAAAACAAGUUUCGAAAGAUAUAUUAGCUACUUUACAGACGAUUCCACCUUACAAACCAAAGCAAUUGCCUGAGCUAAAUUCUGAAAUUAAAAUGGAGAUGGAUAAAUUUGUAACCACAUUUAGGGGAACAUUCUGGAACGAGACUCAAGUAAUUAAUAAACCUAAUAAUUUAGACGAUAAUAUAGACUGGAAUGAUCACUUGAAAGCACAAAUACCAAAAAUAAAGCUAGAACCUAUCGAUCUGUAUAAUGCAGAGUCAGUUGUAAAGAAAGUUGAAUUUGAUAAACCUCUAAGGAAAUCUGAUAACUAUAUUGUACCAAAAGAGGAAAAAGGAGGAAGCGGUGAUCCCUUCAUAGUAGAAGAUGCCAAAAUUAAAUUACCUGUAGUAAAAAAAGAACCUGGAAAUGGUACAGUAUCUGUUUUGACGGAGCAGAAUUGUCCAUGCUGUGGUAAUAAAGUCACUAAGCCUAUGGAUGAACACUUAGACGAGUGUUUGGCAUUUUUCGCCACCGACACGGCACCUGAAGAAGCGUCUACGAGUUUUGCUAACCAGACGAUAGUGAUCGAUAACGACGAUGACGACGUGUUCGACGAGUCUCAGGUGUUCAACGCAACUGGAACUAAGUUGCCAUGUCCAUGUUGUAUGCAGAUGGUAGAAAAUGAUGAUAUGAAUGCGCAUUUAGAUAGCUGUUUGAGUUAAAUACUAAUUAUUGUUAAUUUAUUGCCAUAAUGAUAACUUAUUAAUCGUAUUAUGUGUUUAAUAUUAAUAUAAUUGUUAAAUUUGAGUGAUAUGAAGACUGUCAAAUUGUGAUAUUAGAUUAAAAAUAAAUUGAUGUAAAUUUUUAA
Cydia pomonella (codling moth) is the source of this 3683-nucleotide messenger RNA. RefSeq names its product DNA-dependent metalloprotease SPRTN (gene mh). The coding region runs from base 1342 to 3537 and encodes 731 amino acids. NCBI's taxonomy places the organism in Eukaryota, Metazoa, Arthropoda, Insecta, Lepidoptera, Tortricidae. Gene Ontology annotation, cellular component: nucleus. Gene Ontology annotation, biological process: DNA repair. The record is from RefSeq and is a predicted model, not a curated record. Gene Ontology annotation, molecular function: metalloendopeptidase activity; single-stranded DNA binding; polyubiquitin modification-dependent protein binding. The transcript is spliced from 3 exons.